Aspergillus puulaauensis is the source of this 465-nucleotide messenger RNA. RefSeq lists its product as uncharacterized. The coding region runs from base 1 to 465 and encodes 154 amino acids. NCBI's taxonomy places the organism in Eukaryota, Fungi, Ascomycota, Eurotiomycetes, Eurotiales, Aspergillaceae. The transcript has a single exon. The record is from RefSeq and is a predicted model, not a curated record.
AUGCAACUCGAGGGCAUUCUCGCGAGAGCCCGAGAAAGGGUAACCGUUCCCUUCGGGCAGCCAAACGCGCCGGACAAAGAGCGAUUUUGUUUGCCAUGUCUUCAGACUAAUCCAAAGACGGGCGUCAAGCUCGUCGCCGUCGUGGCUAGUUGUUCCUGGCGGAUCAAUGUCGGGUGGAAAGGGGAGCCCCCAUUCGCUGGGCUGAACGAGGUUGAUUCAGACGGAGCGGAGUCAGCCGUGAUAAAGACACUAAAUGGAGUCCAUUCUAUGAGCCGGGAUCAUCAGAGCACUGUGGCCUGUGAGGCUAUCAACGGCGGCGGGUGGUUUCGGGGCGAAACCCCGUCUCAUGAUGAGAUUGGCCCGACGGCAACCGGAUCAAGGGGCGGGGCAUGCUGUCGGGUUGCAAAAAGGUCGAUGGUGAUUCUGCGAAGUUGUGCGCGAUGGAUGGAGAAAGGUCGAGAAUAG